Molecule: messenger RNA, 955 nt
Organism: Lycium ferocissimum
Lineage: Eukaryota; Viridiplantae; Streptophyta; Magnoliopsida; Solanales; Solanaceae
Product: ADP-ribosylation factor-like
Exons: 7
Coding region: 66-713 (215 amino acids)
Biological process (GO): intracellular protein transport; vesicle-mediated transport
Cellular component (GO): cytoplasm
Molecular function (GO): GTPase activity; GTP binding
Source: RefSeq, a predicted model, not a curated record
GCAUUGACGCGAAGUUAUAACGGAAUGAUAACGGCGAAAAACGAAUUGGGAAACGACCGUCAAAGAUGCAUAUAAAUAACAAACAUAAGCCCAUCAGUUCAUUUUCUCUCCUUCUCGAUCUGCUGAUUUUAUCCCCUCUCUCAUCGGCCCAUCUUCGAUUUACAGAGAUGGGGCUGUCUUUCACUAAACUCUUUAGUCGCCUCUUUGCAAAGAAAGAAAUGCGUAUUCUUAUGGUUGGUCUCGAUGCUGCUGGUAAAACCACAAUUCUGUACAAGCUCAAGUUGGGAGAAAUUGUUACCACUAUCCCAACCAUUGGCUUCAAUGUGGAGACUGUUGAAUACAAAAACAUCAGCUUUACUGUGUGGGAUGUUGGGGGUCAGGACAAGAUUAGACCUCUAUGGAGGCAUUAUUUCCAGAACACACAGGGUCUCAUCUUUGUGGUUGACAGCAAUGACAGAGACCGUGUAGUUGAGGCAAGGGAUGAGCUUCACAGGAUGUUAAAUGAGGAUGAAUUAAGAGAAGCUGUGCUGCUUGUUUUUGCAAACAAACAAGAUCUUCCAAAUGCAAUGAAUGCAGCUGAAAUCACCGACAAGCUUGGCCUUCAUUCUCUCAGACAGCGACACUGGUAUAUCCAGAGUACAUGUGCUACUUCUGGAGAAGGGCUAUAUGAGGGACUAGAUUGGCUUUCAAACAACAUUGCCAGCAAGGGGUAAUGCAAUGAUGUGGUAGUAUGCUUCUCGCUUUGUUAUAUCUGGAGAAAUAAACGUCGUGUUGUCGUAAUUUCUUAGUUUUGGAGGUUUUAAAUAUCUGUUCAGAUCACAAUUCUGGGGGAAGUCCCUGCCCUUCUUCCCUCUCUAUGGUUUAUCAUCAAUGAGCAAUGACAUAGUUUCCACAUUGCUGGAUGCACAUUGACAAUGUAAUGAUAUUUUAGUAUAAUAUCUGGUUUUGUAACUUA